Molecule: messenger RNA, 2852 nt
Organism: Linum trigynum
Lineage: Eukaryota; Viridiplantae; Streptophyta; Magnoliopsida; Malpighiales; Linaceae
Source: the annotation of a GenBank genome assembly
GCCCGCCUGCCCAGCGCUUCAGCUUUCUUCUUCUUUCUUGCUUCCGUCUCUCGGGAAAGAAUUUCUUUCCCUUUCUUUCUACCCACUGACACUGUCUUCUCCUUCCUUCUCUUCUCUUCAGCUUGACUCUUGUCUCUAGGGUUUGUUCUUUACUGUCUCAGUUCUCGCCGCCUUCCCUCUCUCUCCUCUAUGGUUUGCCAAUUUUAGAUUCUUCCAAUUGCUUCAAUUCUGUACCCUAGAGUUCGGGAGCCUCCAAAUCUUAGUGCUCCGAGAUGGAGGAAAGGAGCAGCGGCGCCGGCGGAGGAGGAGAGGAAUCGUCUUCUUCCAGGACCACUCCUUCGUACGUGAAAUUGGGGGACAGGCAGAUUUUCACGGUGGAGCUCCGGCAGGGAGAGACGACAUUCGUCUCGUGGAAGAAGCUGAUGAAAGAUGCCAACAAGAAUUGCAGUGGAUCUGCGCCAGUUCCGGACCCGCCUCCUCCGGCCAACGUCCACCCGAACCUGGAGUCUCGUAUUGCGCCGGGACAACGGGCAGAUAAUGAAGAAAAUGAUGAUCCUCAUCCUCAUCGUUUCAGUGCUGUUAUUGAGAAGAUUGAACGCCUUUACAUGGGGAAGGAUAGCAGUGAUGAUGAGGAUUUGAAAGAUGCCCCCGAUGAUGAUCAGUAUGAUACAGAAGACUCUUUUAUCGAUGAUGCUGAACUGGAUGAAUAUUUUGAAGUUGAUAAUUCCGCAAUAAAGCACGAUGGAUUCUUUGUCAACAGGGGAAAACUUGAGCGCAUAAGUGAGCCUGCUGCUGUUCCUAACCAGCAACCAAGGAAAAGGAGGAGAAAAGAUUUAAAUAAGGCUCCUUCUGACAGUGCUGAUGUUAAUGUACCUAAUAAACAUGCUAAGAUAGGAAAAUCAGCAGUUGGAAAGACAGUGCAAUCACUUGGAAAGAACUCCUCUAGCCCCUCUCUGGAUUUGGUUAGAUCAGGGGGAUACAAAGAAGAUGUGAAGCCUCAUGAUCUAUCUGGAACUUCUUCCAACAAGAAAUAUGAUGAGUCUAAACUAUGCUUGGAUCCAUCUUCAACUUCAAUCACAAAGACGUCAAAUGGUGAGACUUCAGCAUCAAUGUUAGAAGGGAAGGAUGUUCAGAUGCAGAAGCCUGGAGGUCUCCAAGCAAAGAACCUUGCAAAUAAGUCAAAAGAUGCUAGUGGAUCUUUUGUUGCUUCACACCUCAAACAUCAGAUUCCGGAUAAAAAUGCUUAUGGACAAAAUAAGUUGCAAUCUGUAAAGCCUUUUAAUAAUGUUGAAGAACCUGAAUCAUCCGUUCGAUCAAAAGAAAGAAAUGGUGUCAGAAUACUGCCUGACCUUAAUAGUGCUCCUGAUGGAAAGAUGCAUGUGCAUGCAACAACAUCAACUGUCCACAAAAGAGAUGGUUCCACCGUCCGGUCUAAAGGCUCAAUUCUAGAAAAGGCCAUCAGGGAGCUGGAAAGAAUGGUUGCAGAAUCAAGGCCACCUGCAAUUGACAAUCAAGAUGGUGAUGCUUCGUCCCAAGCAAUUAAAAGAAGAUUGCCUAGAGAAAUAAAGCUGAAGCUAGCCAAAGUUGCCCGACUCGCGGCAAGCCAAGGGAAAAUGUCAAAGGAUUUAAUAAAUCGCCUCAUGAGUAUCCUGGGUCACUUAAUACAGCUCCGGACUCUGAAGAGAAACUUAAAAAUCAUGGUAAACUCAGGGUUGUCAGCAAAGCAAGAGAAAGAUGAUAAGUUUCAAGUGAUAAAAAAGGAAGUUGCUGAGAUGAUCAAGACUCGUGUCCCAGCAUUGGAGUCCAAGGCUAUGGAGCAACAAGCUGGAGCAUCUGAUGAUUUUCAAGAUCUUAAUUCAGAAAACAAAGGAGUUGUGAAACGGAAAUUCAGCAUGGAUGCUGCGUUGGAGGACAAAGUUUGUGAUCUCUAUGACCUUUUUGUUGAUGGACUGGAUGAAGAUGCAGGUCCACAUGUCAGAAAGUUGUACAUGGAGCUCGUAGGGCUGUGGCCAAGUGGUUCCAUGGACAAUCAUGGCAUUAAAAGAGCAAUAUGUCGGGCAAAAGAUAGACGAAGGGCCAUUUACAGCCGAAACAAGGAAGAGGAGAAAAUCAGAGGGAAACAGUUAAUGCCAGCUAGACUGGAGGAAGCUGUCCGACCUGGUCCGAGUACAGCUUCCCAGACGCAGAUGCAGCAGCACGCGCGUGAGAGAUCGACUAGCGAUACAGGUAGUGGACCUGUGUUGGCUUUGGCUAGCAAGCCGAUGUCCGGUCUGUCAGCGAUCACUCAGGGAACCAGUAGCAGUGUCUUGGCAAGUGCCCAUAAUCCGGAGAGGCCAAAGCAGGACAGGGCGAAAGGAAGUGUUUCCAUGGAAGAAACGAAAGCGGUAUUUGCUUCUGGUGAGGGAGUUCCGUUGAAGAAAAAGGUGAAGAGAAAGCCAGAAGCUGAACUGGAUCAAACCCACCUCCGGCCAGAGAAGACUUAUCUGCAGUCGAGCGAUGAAAGACACAAGUCGGUUAAGGCUGCUCCAGUGGUUUCCCAGAAGCUAAGCCUUCAAUCUGCUGUCCUGCCGCCGCCUCACAGUUUCGAACAAUAACAGAUCCAAGUACAGUUCAAUGAGACGUAGCAAAAGGAAUCACAGCCAUCAUUGUAACAGUGCUCCUUUCUUCUUUUAUUUUUGAUAGGGCAAAAGCGUAAUGCUUAAAUUCCUAUCUCGUAGUAAACCGGAAAGUCCGGGUAUCGUCUCUCAGGGACUGGUACAACCUUAUAUUCUAUCAAAUUUAUGAGCAAACUAUAAGUGAACAGAAUUUAAAGUGACUAAUUUCUAAAAGCAAAAUAAACUAAACGAAUUAAG